AUGAUUUUUGAUCUCUAACCUCCAUCUCCUUCAUUAUCUCCCAAUUCUAAGACUCUAUUACAAUAGGAAUAACAAUAUGUAAGACAAUAUUUAUCAAUUGGAAGUUCUACUUUAAGAAAAAGAACAAUAAAAAUUUGAUUGAAUUAUUUACAAAUAAUAUUGAAAUUCCUACUCUUUAAUUGAAUAAAAAAUUAAAAAAUAUUGUUGAUUAAAAUUCAAGAUGCUAUGUGACAACACCCUUAUAAUAUUCUACUCCCAGAAAUAGGAGAACCAGAUUAUCUGUUGAAUUGCAAACAUAUGCAAAAUUUAUUGAUGAAAUGAAAAGUCGACAUCCAGCACUCAUUAUAUAAUAAAAAGAAAAUAAUACAUAGAAAGAGCAAAAGAAUAAGGAAUUUAAUGAUCUAAUUUAGAAAUUAGAAUCUGAAUUUUUAUUUGGUUAGGGAAAAUCAUUCUAUUACAUAAAAGUACAAAAAAUAGAUAGAUUAGAAAAUGGAAAUUUUGGAAGCCAAAUUAAAGCAUACAAAUGUUAUUAUUAUUAGCUAAAGAAAAAAGAGAAGAAUUUAGAAUCUAAAAUUACUAAAAUUGACAAAGUAACUAUAUUUUGGAAAAAAAGAAAAGUGUAAAAUUAAUAAUAGUUCAUUAAGUUUCUGAACAACAAAUCAAAAAAGAUAAUUCUAAUGCUUAAACUAAAUAGAAAUUCUGAUACAAGAUCGACGUGGUAAAUAGAAAUUGAAUAAUUAGAAAAUAUAAAGAAGAAUUUUAUAAUUAAGCAACUACCUCUCAAAUUGAAGAAAGGUAGAUUCAAUGUUAAGAUUAUCAAUUUAAUUAUAUAUAAAAUUAUGUUGUAACAUAUAAAAGUAAUUUUAAAUGAUAAUCCUGAAAAUUCAUAUAUUUUCUUGGCUUCAGAAUGUGGAGCGUUAUUGGAAAUAUUUACAGAAGAAGAAGAUACUAAUUAAAUCGAAUCUUUAGAAGUAAAGAAAAUAGAAAAAAUAGGAGUUGUGAAUCAUGCUAAAUCUUCUAAUUUUAUAGUAUAGUUUUAAUUAAUUUAUGAUUAUUGACAACGAGAAGAAAUAGAUAAGAGAACUGUUUGCCAAUGAUUAAAAGUAUGUCCAAAAUGAAAAAAAGAUUCAAAAUGAUUUUAUAGUUUAAAUGCAGGUUGCCAAAUAUGAUUCAUAAAACAAAGACGAUCCAUUAUUAAUUUAAGCAGGUUUCAUAAUUAAAUUAUAUCCUAAGGUCUCACUUAAUCAAAAUAAUCUGUCUUCAUCAUUUAAGGAAAAUUGUAGAAUGACAAUAAUAUAAGGUCAAUUACUUACUAUAUGAUCUCCUAACUAUAAAAUAAAAAAAAUUAGUAAUCAUUCCAUAAUAUCAUUUAGAGAAUUUUUCGUCAUUUAUCUCAAUACAGAGUUGAAAACUUACUUGAAUCUAUCAAAAUUUUACUCUGUCCUUAAAGAAUUACCUUGUAUCUGUUUUGAAAACCUGCAAAAAAUUAUUAUAAUACAUGGGAACUUUUUGAUUAAAUCAUGGUUUUUAUUUCAAAACAGCAUUUAAAUCUAAAUUUUGAAAUAAAAGACCAUUUAACUUGAAAAGUAUUUUAAUCCUUUAAUUUUAGAGUUGCUUAAUUGCUUAAUUAUCAGUAUUUCAAUAAGAGUUAAUUUGAAAAACUACCUUCAUAUUGCAAAGAUUCCUCGUAUUAAUAACUUUAAUAAGCUUUUACUGUAAAUCAAUAAAUGCUUGUUCAAGUAGAUCAAAUUUAACUUUACAAUCUUGAAUUGGGAUAGUAUGAACUUACGAGCAAGGGAAUACCAUUCAUUCUUGAUCUCUGCAUCACUAAAUUAUUAUAAAACCCAUAAAACAUUAAACUAGAAGGGAUAUUUAGAUUAUGUUCUGCUUAAACUCACGAUAAAGAGUUUGAAAAUUAUUUAAUAUAUAAAUAGUAUGAAGAAUUACUUGAUUACGAGAAUAUAAUAGUAAUAGCCAAUUUUAUUAAAAGAGUUCUAGAUAAAUUAAGGUAUUCAGUCGUUCCAUAUUAAUAUUAUGAUUAACUAAAUACAAUACAUCACUAUUCCAUAGAAGAAGGGUAGAAAUUAAUUUAACAAUUCCCAAUUUUGAAUAGGAAUUUAUUCACCUUAAUAAUAUUAAUCCUUUAGUAAGUGGCAUCACAUUCUGAUGUUAAUAAGAUGAAUGCUAGCAAUUUGGCAAUUGUUUUUGGUAUUACCUUGUGUAGACCAAAAGAAUACCAAUAAGAGAAUAUUUAAGAAUAAUAUUAGAAGUAUCAUUAUAAAACAAUAUUUAGAAUAAAAAUAGUAAAUUAAUUUAUUUAAUUCUUGAUUGAGAAUGCUUCCUAAAUAUUUCCAAACUAGAGAAUAAAUGACUUUAUUCUUGAAACAGACAUAGAAUAAAAAGUGAAGCAUCAAAAGGAAUGAUAUGAUUAUUUAAUGUCCC
This is a messenger RNA of Paramecium octaurelia, 2442 nucleotides long. The record is from the annotation of a GenBank genome assembly. NCBI's taxonomy places the organism in Eukaryota, Ciliophora, Oligohymenophorea, Peniculida, Parameciidae.